Messenger RNA from Glycine soja, 1501 nucleotides. RefSeq lists its product as uncharacterized. The record is from RefSeq and is a predicted model, not a curated record. The coding region runs from base 431 to 1042 and encodes 203 amino acids. NCBI's taxonomy places the organism in Eukaryota, Viridiplantae, Streptophyta, Magnoliopsida, Fabales, Fabaceae. The transcript has 6 exons.
ACAGAGCAUAAAGAAGGCCUCGAAACAUACUAACCCAAUAUCAUGGCUCUCUCUUUAUAGCUCUUAGUCUCUCUCUCUCUCUCUUUCUCACCACCGAUUUCUUCGUCGCUUUGUUUCUUUCUCCAUCCCAAGAAAAACAACCCUUCCAAGCAGAAGACAAAAACACAGACCAGUUACAAGUCACUUUGUUAUCUCUACCCAUUUAUAUUAUCUUAAAUUCCUCCACAAAGAAACAACUCUUGCCACUGCUUUUAUCUAUCUUCUCCAUCGGCAACACCUUGCGGAAGAUAAAAAGGAUCGAUUCUUCAAUCAAGACCAGAAAAAAAAAGAGCACGUACGUCACGUUAGACUCUGUAUAUCCUGUGCUGUGUCCCAUUCGGUACGCAAGCCUCAAAAUAUACAUACUCCUUCAUUUUUUCUUCUUCUCUUUAUGGCGGAAAUCCCCAAGUUGGAUUUGUCAUCUUCUUGUUUUGACAAUGGAGAGCCUUUGGAUUCGGAACAGAAGAGCCAGAAAAUUUUUGUUUCGGAUCACAUAAACGCAUUUCAAUACGCAGACGAGAAAGCCGAUAGCUUUGUGAUUGACAUGGAUGCCUUCUCUUCCGGCCACAACAAAGAUGCCACCAAUGCUAAUUCGAGAAUUACGUUGCAGAGGAGUCUUUCCAGGAAGGGAUCUCAGCGUCUGGGUGACUGGAAGCUGAAUAACAAUGCUACACUUUAUGAUAAGGAUACCGUUCCCGCCAUAUGCUCUCCAAAAGGUACACUUGUUGGGCCUUUCACGCCCGAAAAGCCAGCGGGGAUGGCAGUAGGGCCCAUGGGUCAUUCCAUGAACCCACACGUCCAUAAUCUAACAGCCGACAACAUCCCCACAGAGAGCAAAUGUAGUAUAACUCGGAGAAAUAGUUUUAGACGACCUUCUUCAUGGGCCAUUGAUCCUAAAAGGGUUCUCCUUUUCUUUGCCACCUUGUCAAGCAUGGGAACAAUGUUGCUGAUAUACUUCACUCUGACAAUCAGUAAGCAAAGUGCAGAAGAAUAUGGAGGGUGAUUGGAAGCAUUGACUGAAGGUUUUGGAUUAUGAUAACAAAAAAAGAAAAGAAAAAGGACAUGCAUUAAUUCUGGAGCAAAACUUACAAGUUAAUUAGAAGAAGACAACCCUGCAGCAGGAGUAGCAAAGCAAAAGCUAACCAAAUUUCCGCCAGCCUGAUGUCAAAAUCAGUUAAAAUCAUCUCUUUGGCAACUGCAAGAGGUAAAUACAAAGACACAAUGUAGUACUAUGACAGAGAUCAGGAAGAAAUCUUCCAUUAUGUUUUUUUUUUUUUUCAUGUAAAUGGAAGAAAAACAAACGAUCACAUGGAGGACAUUGCCCUUUAGUUUAUAUGUUGCGUGAUCGCAGGGUUUAGUGGAGGAUGGAUCAUAAAUCACCUUUUGCUAUUUCUGAUCGUUGAUCCUUAUCUUUUUGUUGUGCUUUGCUCGUACAUGCAAUCUAAAAGUAAGUGAACUUUUA